CUGGGGCGCCUCUGGCUCUGAGAGCUCCCGUCUCCUCCUCCGCGCUGCCUGAGGGACUGGGGGCAGGGUGCCUGGGGAAGAGGGCAGCGCCGGAGGGCGAGGGAGCGGGUGGCAGGCUUGCUGCCUCUGCCCAGAGCCAGUUCCCCUUAGCGCCCAGGGUUGUCUGAUGGGAGGUUCCCUGUCUUUGGGCGGCUAGGACAGACCCCUGCGAGUCCUGCCUGCCCUCUUCCCAGGGCCUCCUGGGCUGCCUGCCCCUGACUGGCUGAAAGGCGCCUCUGGGCCCUUCUCUUUGCUCCCUGGUCCGUGUCGCCCAGGGAGUACCAUUUUCCCCGUCCCCUAGUUGGAAAGUUUGCCUACUUCUAGCUCAGGAACACAGGGAAGGCAGGGUUGUCGCCCCACUGGACGCAUGCUGCUGCCUGGUGGCCCGGCCUCAGCAGAGCUGGGGAGAAAGUCAGCCCCCCUCCUCGCUCCCCGCCUCCUGGGGGGAGUGUACGGCCCCGCAGUCAGGCCCACUGGACACAGGAUUUGGGGCCCUGGAGGUUUCUGCUGAGGCUUCAAGAGGCGUGGUCCUGGCGCUCCAGGCGCUUCCCAUCAGAUAGCAGGAGCCAGUUCUCAGGGUUCGUGGCUGAACACACAAGCUGCAAGGCUCCAUAUCCUCCGGCAGAGCUGACUGGGGGCUGCGGUCUGCAGGCGACAGUGCAAUAUCCCUCACUGCCUGCUCCGCCUUGCUAAGGCUUGAACCAGAAUCCAACAGGAGCAGCACUCCCUGACCCUCUAAUCUGCACCCUGUGAGCCACCAAGACUGAACCAAGCCCAGGAAGCGGCGCCACCAACCGGCCUCGCAGAGGCAGAGGCCCUGGAGCAGUGACAGCACAGGAGAUCCGCUGGCUCAGGGGAAGGGGAGGAAAGAGGAAAACAAAGGGAGUGAUCGAGUGAGCCUCGCCCCGCCCUCCCUGUGCCGGCCCAUGAUGUGUCAGUCAGAGGCGCGGCGAGGACCAGAGCUCGGCGCGGCGAAAUGGUUGCACUUCCCCCAGCUGGCCCUGAGGCGGAGGCUGGGGCAGCUGAGCUGCAUGUCCAGACCCGCCCUGAAACUGCGCUCCUGGCCCUUGACCGUCCUCUACUACCUCCUGCCCUUCGGCGCCCUCAGACCGCUCAGCCGGGUGGGAUGGAGGCCCGUAAGCAGGGUGGCUUUGUACAAGUCAGUGCCGACACGCUUGCUGUCACGGGCCUGGGGUCGCCUCAACCAGGUGGAGCUGCCACACUGGCUGCGCAGGCCCGUCUAUAGCCUGUACAUCUGGACCUUCGGGGUGAACAUGAAGGAGGCUGCUGUGGAGGACCUGCAUCACUACCGCAACCUCAGCGAGUUCUUCCGGCGCAAGCUGAAGCCGCAGGCCCGGCCCGUCUGCGGCCUGCACAGUGUGAUCAGCCCAUCGGAUGGAAAGAUCCUCAACUUUGGGCAGGUGAAGAACUGCGAGGUGGAGCAGGUAAAGGGGGUCACCUACUCCUUGGAGUCGUUCCUGGGCCCACGCACCUACACAGAGGACCUACCCUUCCCACCAGCCGCCUCAUGUGACUCCUUCAAGAACCAGCUGGUCACCCGGGAAGGGAAUGAGCUCUAUCACUGUGUCAUCUACCUGGCCCCCGGGGACUACCACUGCUUCCACUCCCCCACGGACUGGACUGUGUCCCACCGGCGCCACUUCCCAGGCUCCCUGAUGUCAGUGAACCCUGGCAUGGCUCGCUGGAUCAAAGAGCUCUUCUGCCAUAACGAGCGGGUAGUCCUGACGGGGGACUGGAAACAUGGCUUCUUCUCACUGACGGCUGUGGGGGCCACCAACGUGGGCUCCAUUCGCAUCUACUUUGACCGGGACCUGCACACAAACAGCCCGAGGCACAGCAAGGGCUCCUACAACGACUUCAGCUUCGUGACGCACACCAAUAGAGAGGGCGUCCCUAUGCGCAAGGGCGAGCACCUGGGCGAGUUCAACCUGGGCUCCACCAUCGUGCUCAUCUUUGAGGCCCCCAAGGACUUCAAUUUCCAGCUGAAAACAGGACAGAAAAUCCGCUUUGGGGAGGCCCUGGGCUCGCUCUAGAGCCUCUUUCCUGAUUAUGGCUGCUAAGGGAUCUUUUGCAAACUGAGUGAGCGUCUUUUAGAGAGGGAGGCCCAUGAGGCCAUCCAGGUGAGGGCCUGCCUCAGGGUGGGUGAGAGUCUGACCAGGUAGGACUUGAAUGACUCGGCUCCCACCUGUUCUGGAGGUACAGACAAGAGGUGGGUGAGAGCCCCCGUCAUGCCCUCAACCUAUCCUGUUCCUUCUCCCUACAAAUAAAAAGUGCAGGCUGGACUGAUCUGUCACAUUUGGAUCUUUUUAAACACUGUAUAGACGGGAGAUCCUGCAUUCCCGACUGAACCUUCAGUUGGUCUCGAUUGUCAUUUUUUCUUGCUGCUCCUCCCCAUCACCUGGGCUGUUUUCUGUUGGCCCCUUUUGUUUUUUGGCCUUAACCCUCCUGCUGCACAGGGUGAGGUGCCUCCUUGGCACAGACUGUGGAUGCCUCUUCCCCCAGCAGAGCCACACAGCCUUCAUGACAACCUUUCUGUUCCCAAAUUCACCUCAUCCUGCUCUUUAGAAAAAGCAGUCUUUGUGCUUGUGGCUGAAUGCAUCACCCUGGACUCUGCCAGUGUCUUCUGAGGACACUGAUUAAUGAUACAGACCUCUGUAGGACCUGAUGAGUGACCUUCUGGAGCUGGUCAGGUCCUCGUUGCAGCAGGCAAGACUAAUCACUGAACCUGCCUCAUGGCACCAGAAUGAACAGGGCAGGCAGGUGGUAGGCCCAGCUGGGGAUGGGAGAGUUCCUGUCCUCCCCAUAUCCCUACAUGAAAUGUGGGAAAGUUGCUGCUGUUGAUUCAGGGUCUGUCUGGGAGGCAGAGGGCCCUUGGUGGAUAGUCGGUCAGUGCCUGGGGAGCCCCCAAUGGCGGGGACAGGGCCAGAGUUCAUGUUGACCCUGGGGACGCUGUGAAUUUCUCCUGCAGGAGAGCCAUCAUUGAACUUUUUCAACUGUAUCAGUAGCACAGUAUUUUUGUAUGAGAAGUGGGAGACUUCUGAACAGUAAUUCAUUUAAUGGCAAAACAUUUUGAAAUAAAAAAAUAAAACUUA
Molecule: messenger RNA, 3152 nt
Organism: Chlorocebus sabaeus (green monkey)
Lineage: Eukaryota; Metazoa; Chordata; Mammalia; Primates; Cercopithecidae
Gene: PISD
Product: phosphatidylserine decarboxylase
Biological process (GO): phosphatidylethanolamine biosynthetic process
Cellular component (GO): mitochondrion
Molecular function (GO): phosphatidylserine decarboxylase activity
Source: RefSeq, a predicted model, not a curated record